AGAAUGCGUCUGUGAAAGUACAUUCCCCGGCGAGGCACUAUAUAAGUCGGAGGAUCAGGACAGACUCUGAACUCAUUCUUGUCUCCAUCUUUGGCCUGUCAGGCUUACUUACAGAGGCUACCUGCUAGAAAUAUUCAGCCUAUCUCUCUGAAUUCUUCUGUCUGCGGGCUGGCACUGCAUCAGCCUCGCGGUAUCAUCUGUAGCAGAGGAGCAACAUGAAGCAAAAGAUGGUGAUCAGGGUGCACAUGACGUGCGACAAAUGCCGAUCCAAGGCAAUGGGGCUGGUUGCCUCGGUAUACGGAGUGGAGCGUGUGGAGAUACAAGGCGAUGACAGGGACCAGCUGGCGGUGGUCGGCGACGGGGUGGACGCCGCCAACCUCACGGCCUGCCUGCGGAAGGUGGGGAACGCGGACCUCCUCACGGUGGAGGCGGUCGUCGCCGAGGCGAAGCCGGCACCGGCAUCGGAGACCACCGAGGCUCCAUGGUAUCCCAGCUAUUAUUCCUGGCCGGCAGGGGCAUACUCCCACUGCUACCCGUACAGCAUGUAGUAAUCUCUUGUAUAUCUGCGGAAUUAUCAAACUGAUCCAGUGAUCCAUCCAUGUAAUGAUUCCCAGAAAAAAAAUCCGAGUGUUUUUGAUAGGUUCAUCAAGGAAUCCAUUUGAUGCUUA
Messenger RNA from Triticum aestivum (bread wheat), 668 nucleotides. Its product is annotated as disease resistance protein RGA5. The record is from RefSeq and is a predicted model, not a curated record. The transcript is spliced from 3 exons. Gene Ontology annotation, molecular function: metal ion binding. Lineage: Eukaryota; Viridiplantae; Streptophyta; Magnoliopsida; Poales; Poaceae. Bases 216 to 548 code for a protein of 110 amino acids.